Molecule: messenger RNA, 1629 nt
Organism: Arxiozyma heterogenica
Lineage: Eukaryota; Fungi; Ascomycota; Saccharomycetes; Saccharomycetales; Saccharomycetaceae
Gene: MDM31
Product: Mdm31p
Exons: 1
Coding region: 1-1629 (542 amino acids)
Biological process (GO): mitochondrion inheritance
Cellular component (GO): mitochondrial inner membrane
Source: RefSeq, a predicted model, not a curated record
AUGUGGCCUCGAGUGACAAGGUUCAAUGUUGUGGUUAACAAGAGUAUCCAGUUUAUAAAAUUUCAAAGAUGGCUAAAUAAGACAUUUGACAGAAAAAUGUCAUGCCACUCUCUCUAUUAUAGAGCUUCUAUUAAAAAUAGUAUCAAUAGAAUUAAUAAUAUUAAUAGUAACAUUGACAUUCGAAAAUUAUAUUUAAACAAGUAUUCAUUCACAAGAAAUUAUUCUUCAUUAAAAACCAGGCAAUGGUAUUCCAAAAUUAACCCAGAUAAUGUUAGUGCAGUAAUAUCUUGGGUUUUGAUGUCCCAUGCCCUUUGGAUUGCAUUGUCAACAACAACAUUUGUGUCAGGCUUAUUGUAUUUAAUAAGUUCCACUCCGUCAGGUCAGAAUUGGAUCUCUUUGAAAUUGUCUAAUUAUUUAACACAAUCAACUGGGAUUGCUAUUCUAUUUGAACAGGCUAAAUUGAAACAUAACUGGACACAUGGUACUAUUCAAUGUCAUAAUUUAUAUCUUUCAAGAAGACCUUUGCUAUCUACUGCUACCAGUUCCACACCAGUUUUACAAGAUUAUGAUAAAGUUAGGAAUGAUAUUAUACAAAGGGUUAAGUGGGCUUUAAAUGAUAACAUAUUAGUUCAAUUAGAUCAUUUUGAUGAGGGGGACUAUACACAGUUUGAUCUAGUUAUUGAUUCUUGUGAAGUAUCAUUGAGUUUUUGGAAAUGGUUAAAUGGCAAAGGUAUCAUUGAAGAUAUAUCUUUCUCUGGUGUUAGAGGUAUUAUUGAUAGAACACACUUUAAACCAGUUCUAGACCAGGUUCCCUCAAUUGGUGUGCCUUUGCCUAAAUAUAAAUGUAAACCUGGUGAUUUUGAGAUUGAUAAAUUUAAAAUCAGUGAUCUUUUGGUCAUUGUAUACCAACCUAAUGGGUUCAGACCAUUUCCUCUGAGUGUAUUUCAUUGUCAGCUACCUAAAUUGAGGAAGCAGUGGUUAUUGUAUGACUUGGUUAAUGGAGACUCGAUUAGUGGCACUUUUGAUGAUUCUUUGUUUGUUUUACAAAGACAAUUGACUACUUCGCAUUUUAGAAUAGAUAAAUUAAAUGUUGAUCAUCUGAAUGCAGGAACUGUUGGGCCAUUUGGUUGGAUUACACAUGGGUUUGUUGAUAUUGAAACAAGCAUAAAAUUUCCAAGAAUGGAGAUAAGUACACAUAACAACAACAGCACUGAUAAUAAUAAUAACAAUGAUAAUAAUAAACAAGGUGAAAAAUACGGGACAAAUAUAAAUUUUGAUGUUAAGUUACAAUUGAAGGAUUUAAAAGCAGAGAUUCCAUUUUUUAAAAAUCAGUUUAUGACAUAUAAAAAUAAGGCGUUAGUUAAACCUAUCGUGGGUUAUAUAAAUUCACAUAAAACAUAUAUUCCUAUCCAAUGUUCUUUACAAAAGUCAAUAGAAGAUUUUAAUGGAUCAUGGACAAUCUAUGAUUCAAAUUUAGUGCAAGAUUUAUCCUUGAAGUGUUGGGAUGCAUUUGCUACUUAUGUCAAUGAUGAAGAACAGAGAACACUCAGAAUUAAAAAAGUCACUAUUUGGUCAGCUCAAUUAUUUAUUCAGGUUAUCUUAAUGGCAUUAGGCUCCAUAUCUUUAUGA